Helicoverpa zea (corn earworm) is the source of this 2826-nucleotide messenger RNA. RefSeq names its product protein bicaudal C (gene BicC). Bases 72 to 2684 code for a protein of 870 amino acids. Lineage: Eukaryota; Metazoa; Arthropoda; Insecta; Lepidoptera; Noctuidae. Gene Ontology annotation, molecular function: RNA binding; protein binding. Gene Ontology annotation, cellular component: cytoplasm. The record is from RefSeq and is a predicted model, not a curated record. The transcript has 20 exons.
UGAUUUAUUUGUAUAAAUGCUAGUUGACUGCGAUUAUAUUGUUAUAAUAUAAUUCUGUUGCUCAAUUAGCCAUGGCAUCCACCAACUUUUUAACAGUUAAAACGCAUUUAUCGGAGUUGAAACACAAUUCUGACAAAGACACGUUAAGCGAAGCUUCCGAAAGUGGAACGAGUAACACAGUGACGUCAGCAGAAGACCUACAGAAAUUAGCCGUGAUACUUGGGCUAAACAGUGCUGAAGAUGUGUACCAGGAAAGAUUCCGAGUUGACCGACGUCGCCUGGAGGCAAUGCUUGCUGAUAACUUGGAUGACUCACAAACAGCUCAAGCAUUCUUCCACCGGGUAAUGACUGAAACAAACACAUUGAUUAAUUGGCCAGCUCGUCUAAAAAUUGGUGCUCGAUCGAAAAAAGACCCACACGUGAGAGUCGCUGGUCGACCUGAUGAUGUGAAGCUGGCUCGAGAGAAAAUAAUUCAGUUAUUAGACACAAGGAAUAACCGGGUUACAAUGAAGAUCGAUGUCAGCUACACUGAUCACUCGCAUAUCAUCGGAAAGGGCGGGUUGACCAUAAAGCGCGUGAUGGAGGAAACAGGGUGUCACAUUCACUUCCCUGACUCGAACCGCACCAGCACCGUAGAGAAGAGCAACCAGGUUUCCAUCGCUGGCGAUAUGGAGCGCGUUGAGAGGGCUAGAGCUCGUGUUAGAUCUCUGACUCCACUGGUGUUCUGCUUCGAGCUGCCGAUAGUGCCGAGCAGUCAGCCGCUGCCAGACAUCAACUCGCCGUAUGUGCAGAAUAUACAGGACCAGUACAAUGUACAGGUAAUGCUGCGUAACCGUCCGAAGCUGCACGCGAACCUGCUGGUGGUGAAAGGAGUGCAGUGGGAGGUGCAGGCCACCAUGGAAGCUACUAACCUGCUCAUGAACUACAUGUGCGGACCUUUGGCUAACCAAACCCAAGUGCAGAUGUCCUUAGAAAUAUCACCCAUGCAUCACAGCGUAGUCGUCGGCCGCGGAGCCGAACAGCUCAAGGUCAUCAUGAAAGGCACCAACACCCAGAUCAUGUUCCCAGACGCCGAAGAUCCUAACAUACCGGUCAUCAAGAAGUCCAGUGUGACUAUAACUGGGAGUAUUAAGGAUGUUUACGCGGCUAGACAGCAGUUAGUGGGCAGCCUACCCAUUGUCGUGAUAUUCGACGUACCGGACGACGCGAGCCGUAUCGACAACGAUCUAGCCAACAAGCUGAUGCACAAGUAUAAUGUCUACAUCAAUGUACGUCGCAAGCCUAAGCAGGGGAUCACUUCCGUCGUUGUUAAAGGCAUUGAGAGAUGUGCUGGUGACAUUUACGAAGCCCGCCGCGAACUCCUAGGCGACAAAGAGCCCGUGAUCACCGCAGAAAUACCCGAAUCCUACAACAUCCCAUCCAUUUCGGCCAACAAUAUGUCCAACUAUGGCGUCUUCAAUCCUUUCUCGCCAACACACGGGGUCAAUAUGGGCAAUUCUCCUUGUUCUCCCUUCAACUUACAGCUGAACGAGUUGGCCAACUUCGCAGGCCUUGGCAGCCCAAUGUUUGGCCAUAACCCGCCAACUCCUGGUGGGUAUCCAACCCCCUUGUCCCCGGUAGCGUUAACCCCACCCUGUGGAGUGUUCCCUAACUCCUGGAUGAUACCUUCUCCUCAGCCGAGGAGUGGCCAGUUUCAUUAUCCUAAUAUGCUCCCGAAUCCUAAUUCGGGUAUGUAUAAGAAUCAGGGCGGGUCGUGGAACCCGAUGACAAACGGCGCAGAAAUGGGGGUCCCUCAACCGAUGAUGAUGCAGCCUCCUUACCAGCAGCAAAUGCCAACUGAUAAUAGGCCCAUUACGUUGAACCAGAUUCUGAACUCGAGUACACAGUGCAGCAGCGGCUACCAGAGCAACUUCACUGGGAGCUCCGCCUCUCUUGACACGCAAAACAUAUCUGGUGGUGGCGAGGGCAGCCACGUGGUGUCUCCAUCCAUGUCUCCGAUCAGCAAGACUCACAGCCCCGCGCCCUCUACUGACGCUGAACGCUCACAAAACGAAUUAGCGAACAUCAUAUCAGAUCUGCCGAUAGCUGAUCGCCGCGCCGUGGGCUGCGAGAAGAAAACCCUGGAGACACUCAACAAGCUGUCCCCGCUGUCAGACUACAGGAAGAUGAAGACUGAAGCUGGCAAGGCUAUGCGUGAGACGGUAGGCAGCGGUUACCGCGUGCCGACGCCGCGCUGGUCGGGCUACUACUUCAGCCACACCUCGCCCGGACCCAUCAACUUGAACGAUAAUAGCGAUUCUGCUGUAACUACCCCGGAAAAAGGCUGGAACCGUUCUGAGCUGGUGCGUCCUAACAUAGCGGAGGGUCCCUCAUCCCCCGCGCACGUGGCCUCCCCGCCCGCCACCUGCCGCUACCAGCAGCUGCUUACUCUACUGCGGGAUGUGGGCUUGCACAAGUAUAUUGAUUUGUUCAAAAAGCACGAGCUAGACAUGUCUACGUUCACCUCUCUGAACGAGGCGGAUCUCAUCGAGAUCGGAGUCACCGCCUUCGGAGCUCGCAGGAAGAUGCUGCUCAUGAUAGCAGAUUUAAAAGCCAAUAAAGCCUACCAGAGCUCGUCAGCCACCGGUGAACGUAACAUAGUCGCUUCGCCUGCCAAGUUCACCCUCACACCAGACAAAUGGUAAAUCACCAAUUACAUUCCAAGCUACGCAUAAUACCAAGAAAAUAAGAAUAUCAAUUUAUAAGGCAUUUUUAAUCGCAUGUUUUAUUUUUACUUUUUUUAAUGGAUUGAAAAAAAAUGUACUUAGUAAGGUUUUUUAAAGGAAA